AUGAGACGUUUUACAAGGAGUUGGUAUGAGCCUGUUCCUCGCACCUCGCACGAUGAGGACGAAGAGAUUGAGUUGGCGUGGCCCAGUCUGAUGGCGGGUCGCUACCCUAGCCAUUCUCGAGUCAGCACAGUCGAGCAUCUGUUGGCCAUCAUAGUCCAGUCAAUUCAAGCAGUGAAGCGGCGCAUAUGGCGCCGCUCUCUUUUUGUCUUCUUCAAGAUCCGUAAAGUUUUUUCGAUCCUGGUCUGCCUCCUGUCAAGCUUGAUUCUUAUUACAUUUGCCUUCUUCCCCUCAUACACCCAUCUUCCUCCGCAUUACCGUGCCCUGCAAUCCGCCGUCGAGGCAUCCACAGCACGCGGCCGGGGCAACAUUCACAAUUCGACUGUGUUUAUCGCGGUCAGCCUCUAUGACAAAACUGGGGUUCUGGCGGGGGGUGCUUGGGGCCAGAGUCUUCUGGACCUGAUCGAUAUGAUCGGGCCGGAACGGGUAUAUCUGAGCAUUUAUGAGAACAACAGCGAUGCGGAAGGCGAACAAGCGCUCUGGAACCUACGCGAUAAGGUUCCAUGCAACCAUACUAUUGCGUAUGACGCCCACUUUAACUUCACCGGCUUUCCCACCGUCACGCUGCCCGACGGAUCCGUUUACGUCCGCCGCGUAGCCUACCUGGCCGAGGUACGUAACCGGGCACUGCAGCCCCUUGCGAACCUUUCCAUCCAAUUUGACCACCUGCUUGUUCUGAAUGACAUCUAUUUCAAUCCUCUCGAUGCCCUGCAGCUCCUUUUCUCGACGCACACCAACCACCGAACUGGCCGACCGGAUUACCGCGCCGCCUGCGCUGUCGACUUUAUCAACCCGUUCAAGUUCUAUGAUACAUUUGCAACACGCGACUUUGAGGGCUACAGCAUGGGCCUUCCAUUUUUUCCCUGGUUCACAACUGCCGGUAAAGCAGAGAGCCGUGCCGAUGUGCUCCGCGGCACCGAUGCGGUCCGCGUCCGAAGCUGCUGGGGAGGCAUGGUUGCCUUUGACGCCGGAUUCUUCCAGCCAGACACAAAGAAUCAGCUCUCGUCUCAUCGCGGCCGGCCCGUGCCGGUGCGCUUCCGCAGCGAGAAGGAUCUAUUCUGGGAGUCAUCAGAAUGCUGCUUGAUCCACGCGGAUAUCCAACGGUGGCACUCUUCUUCCACAGACGAGAUGGAGGGAGAGGAAGAGGGAGAAGAUACAGGCAUCUACAUGAACCCGUUCAUCCGCGUGGCCUACCACCCAGUGUCGUUUAGCUGGCUCCAAACCUCGCGGCGGGUGGAGCGGCUCUAUUCGCUCGUGCAUGGACUGCUCAGUACGGUGUUCAGCUUUCCGGUUCAUAAUCCUCGUCGCACAGAGGCACCGGGCCAAGAAAUACAGGAAAUGAUCUGGGUAGGAGGUGAAAUGAACGACGGGGGGCACUUUGCACCGGUGACGCGGACUGCAAGCCAUGAUGGGUUUUGCGGAAGGUGGGAUUUGCAGGUUCUCGCGCAGCGGGAUGAGACGGGUGAAGGGGGCUGGUUCUCGGUGCCUGUGCCUGGGUUGCCGGGGUUGUCAGCUUGA
Molecule: messenger RNA, 1575 nt
Organism: Penicillium diatomitis
Lineage: Eukaryota; Fungi; Ascomycota; Eurotiomycetes; Eurotiales; Aspergillaceae
Product: glycosyltransferase family 69 protein
Exons: 1
Coding region: 1-1575 (524 amino acids)
Source: RefSeq, a predicted model, not a curated record